Pelobates fuscus (common spadefoot toad) is the source of this 1159-nucleotide messenger RNA. It is a transcript of the gene RGS9BP, whose product is annotated as regulator of G protein signaling 9 binding protein. The transcript has a single exon. Gene Ontology annotation, cellular component: neuron projection. Bases 436 to 1149 code for a protein of 237 amino acids. Gene Ontology annotation, biological process: G protein-coupled receptor signaling pathway; detection of light stimulus involved in visual perception. NCBI's taxonomy places the organism in Eukaryota, Metazoa, Chordata, Amphibia, Anura, Pelobatidae. The record is from RefSeq and is a predicted model, not a curated record.
CUGCAGCCAGGGGGCACUGGGUCACCAUUACAUCUAUUUAUAAUAAUCAUAAUAAUAUUGUAUGAGGACCUUUCAUCAUUUGCAGCAUAAUCUGACACUACUUUGCAUCUCUUGAGAGAUUUUUGGACAUUUUAUUUAUUGUAGAGUCUACAGCAAAGGUUUAUUUUGACAUGUAUAAUUUUAUUUCCUGCACACAGUACAAGGACUUGAUGACAAGACCCAUCUCUCUUGUGUUGUGCUUUUUGCAUUCUUGAGGAGUUAAAGCUUGACACUUGUACAGAUGAAGCCCAUCAUGGAGAAAUAUCAAUUAGAUGUUUUGAUCCUGACUUUAAGUUCUUUGAUACAAUCUUAAGAAGUAUUUUUCUGCUUGAGAAUAUAUUGGGGUGACCCCUUACACCCCUUAUAAAUUGGGACUAUCAAAAAACAAGGGGAGAUAUGUUGAGAGAGGAGUGCAAAGCUUUAUUGGAUGCUUUUAAUAAAGUGACAGCAUGUUACAGACAUCUGGUGCUCACUGUAGGUGGUACCUCAGACACCCAAAACCUUCGGGAGGAGCUGAAGAAGACCAGACAGAAAGCACAAGAGUUAGCAGUGGCCAACAGAAACAAACUUACCAGCACUCUUAAGGACAGAAGCCUGAGUAAGGAAGACAAAGCAGAGUUUGAGCGGCUAUGGGUUAUAUUCUCAACCUGUAUGGACCUCUUAGAGACCGAUAUGAGGAGAGCUCUGGAACUGGGACAUGAAUUCCCCUUGAACAUUCCUAAAAAGCACCUUAUACAGACUGGCAUGAGUGGGGGUACCUCUGGGGUGGCAGCCCGGGCUAUGAGUGUUCAGAACAUGAAAUAUGAUGCAGAGCACAAUAUAGAUGUGAUUGACCUUAAGGAUUUGGAAAAUGAAAUUAACCAGGUGGAUGAAAUGAUGUAUGAGAUGGAGAUGAAGGUCAGCGUUCCUCAGUGGACAGUAGAGGCCAAGCAGAACCCUGGGGCUGAACUUAAAUCCACCGUGAGUGCUGGGGCCUCUUCGCCUGGUGUGACCUCUGUAGAAGAACAUAAAGUUAUCUGUGACCUGAGCAAACUUUUAGCUGUGGUGGUUUUUAGCGCCGUCCUCAUUAUUGCAAUUGUUUUGGCCGUUUGUGUUGUGAAACUCUCCUGAGUCCCGAAGA